AUAAACUCUAACCUCAAAAACAGAUUAAAGAGAGGUAAAUUCAAAAAGAUAUAUCUUUUUGGAUAAACUGAAAGUGACUUCGUUAACGUGAAUUGGGAUUCACCUCGAAUUCAGAAAACAUUUUUCCUGAAUAAAUCUCAAAAAAAAACUAUGUCGGAACCUUCGACAUCCAAAGAAUCUACAGCUUUGAAAACUCCUAUGGUAUACAUUUGUGGUGAAUGCCAUCAUGAGAACGAAAUUAGACCUAGAGAUCCUAUACGAUGUAGAGAGUGUGGUUACAGGAUAAUGUACAAGAAAAGAACCAAGAGAUUGGUUGUUUUUGAUGCAAGAUAAAUAGGUUUUCAAUUAAUGGAUGAACGUGUGGGGGGAAUUGAAAUAGCAGGUCUUUUCUCUUCAUUUUUAUUAACCAACUGUCCAUGAAGAGUGGCUCCUCAUCAUUCUUGAUUUUCUUCUCAACAAAAUUAUGCAUACAACAAGUAAUAGCAGGAGAAAUACCAGUAGACCACACAAGAUAACAUUUUUGAUUCCAGUGGCAGGUCCUAUGGAAAUAAAGUGAUGAGUGGGUUUUCUUCAUUUUCAACAUGUUCAAUUACCUGUAUUGCUUAAUUCAACUGAAAUAAUUGACUGAUUGAUAUUGUAUUUACUCAAAUAAAACUUUCCGAGUAGAUCAUUCCAAAAUAAAA
Messenger RNA from Coccinella septempunctata (seven-spotted ladybird), 683 nucleotides. RefSeq names its product DNA-directed RNA polymerases I, II, and III subunit RPABC4-like (gene Rpb12). The record is from RefSeq and is a predicted model, not a curated record. Bases 151 to 333 code for a protein of 60 amino acids. The transcript has a single exon. Gene Ontology annotation, molecular function: zinc ion binding; DNA binding; DNA-directed RNA polymerase activity. Gene Ontology annotation, cellular component: RNA polymerase I complex; RNA polymerase III complex; RNA polymerase II, core complex. Lineage: Eukaryota; Metazoa; Arthropoda; Insecta; Coleoptera; Coccinellidae. Gene Ontology annotation, biological process: DNA-templated transcription.